Recurvomyces mirabilis is the source of this 1038-nucleotide messenger RNA. It is a transcript of the gene LYS12, whose product is annotated as homoisocitrate dehydrogenase. Gene Ontology annotation, cellular component: mitochondrion. The transcript has 2 exons. The coding region runs from base 1 to 1038 and encodes 345 amino acids. The record is from RefSeq and is a predicted model, not a curated record. Gene Ontology annotation, biological process: isocitrate metabolic process; tricarboxylic acid cycle; L-lysine biosynthetic process. Gene Ontology annotation, molecular function: homoisocitrate dehydrogenase activity; isocitrate dehydrogenase (NAD+) activity. NCBI's taxonomy places the organism in Eukaryota, Fungi, Ascomycota, Dothideomycetes, Mycosphaerellales, Teratosphaeriaceae.
AUGGCCGCCUCACGCACCCUCCGAAUAGGCCUUAUCCCAGGCGACGGUAUCGGCCGCGAAGUCAUCCCAGCCGGACGACGCAUCCUCGAAGCCUUACCUGCAUCGCUCGGCCUGAAAUUCAGCUUCGUCAACCUCGAGGCCGGCUUCGAAUGUUUCCAAAAGACAGGCGUAGCUCUACCAGAUAAAACCCUCGAAACCCUAAAGAAAGAAUGCGAUGGCGCUCUCUUCGGCGCCGUCAGCUCGCCCACGACACCAACGAAGGGGUAUAGUAGUCCCAUUGUCGCGCUGCGCAAGAAACUCGAUCUCUAUGCCAAUGUCCGGCCUGUUAAGUCGGUGGCUCCUACCCGCGCCUUUCCCGACCCGAUUGAUCUUGUGAUCGUGCGGGAGAAUACAGAGGACUUGUACGUGAAGGAGGAAAGGACGUACGAGAAAGACGGCGAUAUUGUGGCAGAAGCAAUCAAACGUAUCACCAAAUCCGCCUCGUCCCGCAUAGCGACCAUGGCCGGCGAGAUCGCGCUGCGGAGAGCGAAGAUAAGAGCGGAAGUCGGUGGCGAUUCCGCAGCGGCGAAGCAGAAACAGACGAUGGUGACCGUGACGCACAAAUCCAACGUCCUCUCCCAAACCGAUGGGCUCUUUCGCCAAACGGCCUUUGACGCACUCGCUCAGCCGAAGUUCAGGGAUGGAGGGGUGAAGGUCGAGGAGCAGAUUGUGGACAGUAUGCUCUAUAAACUCUUCAUCCAACCCGCCUACUACGACGUCGUGGUCGGGCCGAAUUUGUACGGUGAUCUUCUCUCCGACGCUGCAGCAGCAUUGGUCGCAUCCCUAGGCCUUGUGCCAUCAGCUAAUGGGAUCUCGAACCCAAUUGCGACACUCAGGAGUGUUGGGCUGAUGUUGGAGUUUCUGGGCCAGGAGGAGGCGGCUGCGAAAAUUUACGCGGCGGUUGAUGGGUCACUACUGGAGGGUCGGCUGUUGACGCCUGAUAUGGGUGGCAAAGCGAAGACGGACGAGGUUGUUGAGGAUGUUAUCAAGAGGCUGUAA